AGCGGCGAGGAGGGGCGCGCGCGGCGCUCAGCCCGCAGAAACCGCGAGCAGCGCAGGAGGACGGAUCCCCGGCUGCGAGCCGCACCGCGCCGGUCUGAUUUAUAUCCACUGUAACCAGCACUGCUCACCUGGGACUUUCUGGAUCCAGACUGAGGGCUCCAACAUUCCCCGGACUCUUCAGCAAGAAGGAGAUUGUAAUUCCGGAUUCCUUGGUGGAGGAAAACAAAACUCACUGGUCUUGUCUCCAAUGAUGCAAGUGUGAUUGCUGGCUUCUUCAUGAGCUCCAGAGGUCACAGCACACUACCACGGACUCUCAUGGCUCCUCGGAUGAUUUCCGAGGGAGACAUAGGAGGCAUUGCUCAAAUCACCUCCUCUCUCUUCCUGGGCAGAGGCAGUGUGGCCUCCAAUCGGCACCUCCUCCAAGCUCGUGGCAUCACCUGCAUCGUUAAUGCUACCAUUGAGAUCCCUAAUUUCAACUGGCCCCAAUUUGAAUACGUGAAAGUGCCUCUGGCCGACAUGCCUCAUGCCCCCAUUGGACUGUACUUUGACACUGUGGCUGACAAGAUCCACAGUGUGAGCAGGAAGCAUGGGGCCACCUUGGUGCACUGUGCUGCAGGGGUAAGCCGGUCAGCCACACUCUGCAUCGCUUACCUGAUGAAAUUCCACAAUGUGUGCCUACUGGAGGCGUACAACUGGGUGAAAGCCCGGAGGCCUGUCAUCAGGCCCAAUGUGGGCUUCUGGAGGCAGCUGAUAGACUACGAGCGCCAGCUCUUUGGGAAGUCGACAGUUAAAAUGGUACAGACACCUUAUGGCAUAGUUCCAGACGUUUAUGAGAAAGAGUCCCGACACCUGAUGCCUUACUGGGGGAUUUAAUGCCACCAAGGCCUGCAUCAGCAGCCCCUUGAGCAGUACCAGCAUCUGCUACACACCGUCUGCUCCCCUCUUUUCUUUUCAAAUGGUUGACUUUUGGUUCUCCCUCAAGUGUUUUUUACACUGGGUGUUCAAGUUUAUUUUAAGAGAUGGGGUGGUGGGGGGAACACGAGGGGAAUGUAUACAAUGCUAGCAACAUUUUUAAAACUAACAUUUUGGAAUAGUGUUUAUGAAAAUCUUUAACUGGCUUUUAAUCAUUUUUAACAAUUUGAACAGUUUAAUAAACUGUUUGGUUCUGCUGUAUUCUGAAUCCCAUGCCUUUUGGCAUCAUGGCAGGUGCAGGAGGAGCUCAGUGCAAAAAUCAUUUUGGGCCCUGAUUAACCCUUUAGAGACCCCAGGCUGCCGACCAAAACACUUGCUUAGGAGAAGACUGAUACCAGCUUCAGUGUCUACUGGAUUAGCCCUACUCUUUCCUUUCCCCUCUAUUAUUUACUGACUCUGUAAGUUAAAAUAAAUAAACCUUUAUUAUUUAGCUGUUAAGUAAUUAUAAUGAAAUCUGCUGCAACAACCCUCCUGGAAUCAAUGUGCCCCAGGAUUAUAUUAGCAUUAUUUUUAAUAAAUAUAUCUGCUUAACA
Molecule: messenger RNA, 1505 nt
Organism: Cynocephalus volans (Philippine flying lemur)
Lineage: Eukaryota; Metazoa; Chordata; Mammalia; Dermoptera; Cynocephalidae
Gene: DUSP14
Product: dual specificity phosphatase 14
Exons: 3
Coding region: 277-873 (198 amino acids)
Biological process (GO): protein dephosphorylation
Cellular component (GO): cytoplasm
Molecular function (GO): MAP kinase tyrosine/serine/threonine phosphatase activity
Source: RefSeq, a predicted model, not a curated record